AUGCACUCCGUCCUCUCCCUCACGGCCCUUGCCGCCGUCCUGCCCCAGGCCCUCGCAGCCUACCAGGGCUUCAACUACGGCUCGACCUUCACAGAUGGCUCGGCCAAGGCCCAGUCUGACUUUGAGAAUGAGUUCAAGACCGCCGCUGGUCUUGACGGCACCAACGGUGCCUUUACCAGCGCUCGUCUCUACACUAUGAUUCAAGGUGGCACUGCCAACGACGUCAUCUCUGCCAUUCCGGCUGCCAUCAGCACCAAGACCAGUCUGCUGCUCGGUCUCUGGGCGUCUGGCGGUGAUGCUGGCUUCGCCAACGAGCUUGCUGCGCUCAAGGCUGCCAUCAGCACCUACGGCGAGUCUCUCGGCCCCCUGGUUGCCGGUAUCUCGGUCGGCUCCGAGGACCUGUACCGCAUCACCCCCACCGGUAUUGAGAACGAGUCCGGUGUCGGUGCCGGCCCUGAUGUCCUGACCAGCUACAUCAAGCAGGUCCGUGAGGCCAUUGCCAACACCCCGCUGUCCGGCGCCUCGAUUGGCCACGUCGACACCUGGACGGCCUGGGUGAACGGCUCCAACACUGCCGUCAUCGACGCCAUUGACUGGCUCGGCGUGGACGCCUAUCCGUACUUCCAGAACACCAUGGCCAACGGCAUUGCCCAAGGUCCGGGCUUGCUCAACGACGCUAUUAGCGAGACCACUGGUGUUGCCCAGGGCAAGCCCGUCUGGAUUACGGAGACUGGCUGGCCCGUCAGCGGUAAAACGGAGAACGAGGCCGUUGCUUCGACUGAGAACGCCAAGACGUUCUGGGACGAGGCCGGCUGCCCGCGCUUUGGCAGCGUCAACGUCUGGUGGUACACUCUGCAGGAUGCCGCGCCCUCCACCCCCAACCCCAGCUUCGGUGUCAUCGGCUCGACCCUGACCACCACCCCUCUGUACGACCUGUCUUGCAGCGGCUCCAGCAGCAACAGCACCUCGACCUCGUCCACGGCCGCGGCCGCCGCGAGCUCCAGCGCUGCUAAGUCUUCGACUCCCGUCAAGAACUCGUCCUCGGCCGCCGCCUCCCACGCUGCCUCGUCGCCCGGUGUUGUCAUCGGCGGCGGCGGUGCCGGUGGCUCUAGCGUCCAUGUUCAGACCACGCUGCCCUCCACCACCGCUGUGAACACGGCUACGUCGACCCCCUCGGCGGCCCGCACCUCUGCCACUGGCUCUGGCUCGGGCUCGGGCUCGGGCUCGGGCUCUGGUAAUGGUACCUCCCCCUCCACUGGCCGUGUCGGUCCCACCACCACUUCCUCGGGCGGCGCCACCACCACCAGCGGUCCUGUUGUCGUGACCAACGGCGCUGUGGCCAUGUCGGGCUCCAUCGGCGCUGGCUUCGCUGCCGUCAUGGCUGCCAUCCUUGCUCUGUAA
Messenger RNA from Sporothrix brasiliensis 5110, 1401 nucleotides. RefSeq lists its product as uncharacterized. Gene Ontology annotation, cellular component: cell surface; extracellular region; fungal-type cell wall. NCBI's taxonomy places the organism in Eukaryota, Fungi, Ascomycota, Sordariomycetes, Ophiostomatales, Ophiostomataceae. The transcript is spliced from 2 exons. The coding region runs from base 1 to 1401 and encodes 466 amino acids. Gene Ontology annotation, molecular function: glucan endo-1,3-beta-D-glucosidase activity; 1,3-beta-glucanosyltransferase activity. The record is from RefSeq and is a predicted model, not a curated record. Gene Ontology annotation, biological process: carbohydrate metabolic process; cell wall organization.